This is a messenger RNA of Aspergillus mulundensis, 2364 nucleotides long. RefSeq names its product peptidase family M20/M25/M40 protein. Lineage: Eukaryota; Fungi; Ascomycota; Eurotiomycetes; Eurotiales; Aspergillaceae. The coding region runs from base 1 to 2364 and encodes 787 amino acids. The record is from RefSeq and is a predicted model, not a curated record. The transcript has a single exon.
AUGUCCCUCAAUACCAAGCCACCUCAGCCAUCUGUUAGCGAACGGAGAGGCCAUCAACUAGCACCCCUACACUUACAGACCAACUUCAGUCGCCCCAACUCUCAGAUUGUCAAUGUCGCAUCUCCCCUCAAGCAACGUCCACGACCGUCAGAUUAUGAAAAUGGCAAGACAGAACGAGUUCCUCUGCAGUCAGCGCAUGUUAAACGACAGUCUUCCCGGUCCAGCCUCCGUCAUAUUUUCAGCCGCGAAAAGCACGGUCGAAAGUCGGAUGCUAGACUUUCGGGCAUCGAGGAAGUCCAGGACCCAGUGAGCCAGGCGUCGACCGACGAAGAGGCGCCUUUAUCGCCUACGCCGGAUGAUUGCGACACGCCUCGAGCUGUUCCAGUUUCAGCUGUUCCCGCCGCAGCCACGACUUCCUCAUCGGCAACACCGCCGCGAUCCAAGCUGCAGUCCAAACAGAGAUCAAAGACUGUUGAGGAAGAUAAUACACCUGUCGAGGAUGUAGCAUGGAAGCCACCUCCACUCUUCAAAGCCUAUCCGCAAGGUUUGAAACAUGCGACUCUUGCAUCUCCGAUUCUGUCUAGCGAUUCCAUUAUGCGCCUUCAUGCUACUUUUAAGGCAAGGGAAGCAAAUCUGCGGGACAAUGAUCAACAAGCAAGUCAACCGGCAAAUGAAGAACCCGUAGAGGAACCUACAGCCAGGAAGAAGAAGCUCGACAAGGAAAAGCAAAAGUACCUGCGUGCUCUGUCAGAAAACGUCGAGAACGGCGAAUGGACUCAAAGAAUCUAUGUUAUAGCGACGUCUGGGUAUAUCCUACAGUACCCUGGUGAUGGCAAGCAUGACCGAUUACCAGAGAAAAUGCUUCUCCUCGGGCCAAAGUCCGUGGCGUUUGCCAGCGAUGCGAUUCCAGGCAAGCAUUGGGUGCUGCAAGUAUCCCAGGGCACCGAGGAAGACAGUGGUGCAAACUCCGCGGAAACAGCUAGACCUCUUUUGUCGCGGUUUGGGUUUCACAGGUCCCACGCUCGGCGAUUGGCGCGGAAUCUGCUUCUUGUAUUCAGUGACCCGGAGGAAAUGAGCUCCUGGUUACUGGCCGUUCGCGCCCAGAUAGAGGCCCGCGGCGGCAAAAAGUAUGUGUCUGAAAAGGUGUACGAUGAAGGGAUGGAGACUCAGCUGCGGACCACGCCUAGUAUGCGACAGAUGGUGAAAAGGGACCCUAACCGUUUCUCGGCGGUUUAUCUCCAACCGCGACAGUCAAUGGUCUUUGAGGAUAAAGAAUCUAGUGCUGGGGAGCAGUCUCGACGGAGUUCAUAUAUUUCGCUCCAUCGCCGGUCGAUUGUCAUAUCCCAACCCCCCGAAUCGCGCGCAGGUUCGGUGUCCACAGCCCAUACUGAUGAUGAGCCCGCGCGCUUUUAUGCCGCAGUCGGAUCUCCUCCUCUCCCAGAUGGCAGCGUGAUUUCAGAAUCUGCAUCGGCCGUAACUGCGCCGACCAGUCCAACCUCCACGACUCCCAAGAAGCGACAGUCGAUGUUCCUACCCCCGGCGUCCAACCCGAAAGCCGCGGAAAUACCUCGAGCGCAGUCAACAGUCCCUGAUGCACAUUUUCGGAGUGCUUCGCCCCCAGCACCCAACUUUAGCGUACCACUUUUUAGUAGGAGAUUUGCGGCUCGGCAAGAUACUCACCAGGCUUCUCGUGACAAUCGUGAUGAUAUCUCCAUUGAUACUAUUUCCAUGUUUUCGUCUCCGCCGCAAUCCCCCAGCCGGGAAGGGUUUUCGGUCUCAAUGGCUUCGCCCGAACAACGCCGACCAGCAGACCGGCGGGAUCAGGCCAAAAAGCCACUUCGUGCAUCAAAUUCUGAGGAUGCGCUUGUGAACACGUCUCGGGAACGCGACCGCAGCCGUGUCCGUUACUCGCAUCUGCCAGAGCAUAUUGCAAUGCUGCCUUCCAAUUGUCCAUCGACUUCACCCCGUCGGCUGAGUGUCAAGCCAGUGAUGCCAAGCCCCUCACUUCCAAUGCCCCUUGCUGAAGUUGUGAAUUCGCCCGGCCACUGUGAUCAGUCCAGCAAAGCAGAUACAUCAAGUCGCCCAUCGUCUAUAGUCACGUCACGGCGAAAGAGUCUGACCGGGCUCACUGUUGGUCCUCCAGCCGCGCCCCCUCCCAAUAUUCCUCUACCAAAGAUCCCUUCUGGUUUCGUCGACUCCCCUCCGCAAACCGCAUGGUCGGAGAAAUCUCUUCCGUUGCCCCCUGUCGAAGAUGUUGAACAGACUCCAGACAGUAUUACUCCUCUACCCUCCACGCAUAGUCAUCUUCCAAGGACCGUUCGAAGCCGGGUGUCCCGACACAUGGGCCAUGCCAAUAAGAUAUAG